ACGUGCGACGGAGCGUGUGGCGAAAUAUUUCGCGGUUCGCCAGCGCCUCGAUUUCGAAGGGAAAAUCGCUCAGUGUGACUCAUCUGCCGCCGCCGAAUCGUUUCACAGACCCACUUCCGCGCUGCGGCUCGAAAGAGAGCCGAGCAGGAGGAAGGGGGGGGGGGGGAUUUCCAGCUCCGGGCCCUCGCUACCCUCGUUUUGCUUUCGCUCUGGGGCCACAAACAGAACCGAACUCUCACUUUCCUUUUUUGACUGGAAAUUGCCCAGCCUCCGUGGCUCGCGUUAAAAGUCGGGGCCCCGACUCGAGCUCAGCCGAGCUGUCCCGAGGCAACAGAUACCAAGAUGCCUGUUGAUAGAAUGAGGAUGAGGCCAUGGCUGGAGGAACAGAUCAACUCCUGCCAGAUACCAGGCCUCAAAUGGGUUAACAAGGAAAAAAGGAUCUUCCAGAUCCCUUGGAUGCACGCCGCUCGCCACGGCUGGGACCUGGAGAAAGAUGCUCCUCUCUUCAUGAGAUGGGCCAUACAUACGGGCAAAUACCAGCCAGGAAAAGACCGGCCAGAUCCUAAGACUUGGAAGGCAAAUUUCCGCUGUGCGAUGAACAGCCUGCCUGAUAUCGUGGAGGUGAAGGAUAAAAGCAAUAAAAAAGGAACAAAUGCCUUCAGAGUCUACAAGAUGCUGUCAUCUUCGGAGAGCGGUAUGAAGCGAGGAAAGAAGAUGACCGACAAAGAGAGUAGGCCCAAAGCCAAUAAAGAGGUAGCGUCUCUGUCUUUUGACAGGACGCCGCUUGUCUUUCAAGCUGUGCAUGUUGAGGACAUCAAACUGGAAUCGCAAGCUGCAGUAGAGAUGCCCCACACGACCAAAGAUAUUCCCGGUGACGAAGAUCAUGUGAUUGCAAGUGAGCUGCUACCAUUUGUCUGUCAGACAAUCGAAGUGAAAACUGAGAAUGAAGAGACCGUGAGCUCGUCCGUGAGCUCGUCCCACUUGUACCCUUUUCAAAUCUCUCCCGUGUCUUCAUGUAGCGGCAGCGACACCGACAGCGAAAUUGAGGACACCGAACAGGUUGUCAAUCCAGCCUGGAGGCGGGAUCAUGGCAGGUCAGUUCUUAAGGUGUCCCCCUCUUCCCUCCCUGGCAUGGCCACCUUCGUUAGAGGAAGCAAACCUUACUGCCGAAUAACCACCAUGCGAGACCCUGACCCCCACAUCAGCUAUCACAGCGAAAGCUGGACAACGCCUUGCAGCCAGAACUCACUCACAUCUUCCAUACCCGGCCACACUCAUGAGAUGCGGGCCAGCGUCAUUAUGAAAACCUCCGAUGUCACCUCCUGUUAACCUCAAGACGACAAGUUGCUCGAUUUAUUUAAGUCAGACAUUACCCUUUUUUUUCUGCAACCAAUUGACAAAUAUGCUCUGUUUGCACUUGUCUUCUGCCGUUCUCUGCAAAUGCAUCGCCCACAUUUAAGACAACGCACAGGCAUUUUGGUUUCCUUAGCGUCUCAACCGGUGUAGGACACGACUCAUCAAACUUGAAUUCAGUGUGACUCAAACCAUUGCUUCAGAAACAUUGUUUGUUCCCCACAAUCUGGCACUUAACACCACGGGUAGAAGAAGUGACUACUGACAAGUGUGGUUUAAGACAGUAGUUGGAUGGCGGUAUGCAGUACAGUACCUAUGCAUAGAACCAGUCUGACCAGCUUGCGUUCAUUCCUCCGGUUCAUACUUGCCAUAAGGUAUACCUCAGUAUAGUUAAAUGCCAUUCCAUGAAAUGUGUUUUGUCCAAAAAGUAUAUAUAUAUAUAUAUAUAUAUAAAAACCUACUUCGUCAUGUAAAUUCAAUUUAGCACACAGCUGUGCAAGGAUAUUUUACUUUGAGAAGUCAUUUAAUGGCCAUUAUGAACAGGAGAAAACAUGACUUCCUGCAGAAACUGUUCAAGCAUUCAUGUGAACCCCUGACUAUUGUUUUAAGAUAUACUACUGUACUUGAAAAAUUGUCAAACCUGUUUAACUUGUACUUCUUAUGAAGGAAAAUAUUUGUUUUUAUUAAGAAACAACCAAAAAACGUAUUUUAAACUUUUUUUUUUUUUUUGUGCUACUACUAAGUUAUAACUGCACAUUUGUCACGAAAUAUUGUGGGAAUGCCGAGAGAUCCUGUUGUAGAAAGCGCAAAAAAAUACCAUCGGAAAAAUUAAGUCAGGGAAUAUCAUGAGAGCAUAUCGUUAAUGCCCAGAUGCCAUGCAAAUUUGUCCCUUUGGGCCCGCUCACACAAGGAAAUCAUACUGUGCUUGUAGACAGACUCGUAUGUGCGGUUAUAAUCAGUCGCACUCAAACUGAUUCACCCUUGCAAAAAAAGUUCCAAAUUUGCAGUAGCUUGCCAAGAACUAACAAAACGACAGCGAUUUACGUAGCUCCGCACAACUAAUAUGAACAGCCGUUAUUUUUUGAGUGACGAAUGAAAAGUUUGUACACCUCGAAAAUACAGCGCAGUGUGAGUUCAAGAGGAGGGGCGGGGGGGGGGGGGGUUCGGGGCAAGGGUCAGCAUGGAACAGGUUGUUGUGAGUUUGCCUUCAGGGACAAUACCAUGGCAUCAUUGCUGUCCAUCUGCUUACUUUUCAGCCUCUUGCAGGAAAUGCUUUUUAAUCGCUCAGGGCCUGAUUUGCUCAAGGUGCGCAUGUGCAAAAUCGGGCGCAAACCUGACUGGGCACGCAAACGGACGUUUCGCUCGACGAACAGGGCGCGCCCAGAAUUGCGUCUGCCAAUCGGGCAAAAUAGACGUGCAAUUCAUUUGUCGUAUUUGAAAGGCAGAAGACGGUUUCUAUAUUUUUAGUGGCCACUAAAAAAAAAAAAAAAAAGUAUUUUUAAAGUGCAUGUAAGUGCAAAAUUAUAAAGAUAAUUAUUUACUUCUCUUUAAAUUGCUAAACAAUUUAGACUUUUGAAAAAAUUAUAUAAAUGCAAAGCUGGUAUAGAAAUGUCGGGCAUGCUGGAGCCUAUCCCGGCUAUCAUCGGGCGAGAGGCGGGGCACACCCUGAACUGGUCGCCAGCCAAUCGCAGGGCACAUAGAAACAAACAACCAACCAUUCGCACUCACAUUCACACCAAUUUACAAACUUCAAUUAAGAACAUGAGAACAUGCAAACUCCACACAGGCGGGGCCGGGACUUGAACCCCGAUCCCCAGAACUGUGAGGCAGAUGUGCAAACCAGGCGGCUACCAUGCCGGUAUAGACAUUUAUUUAGGAAAAAAGAAAAACUACCUUUCUGUUUAAUAUGGUGAACAUUCUACAAAAUAAAACAGAAGUACUUCAUUUAAAUAAGCAUACAGUGGGUACGGAAAGUAUUCAGACCCCCUCUUUUUUUCUAUUGCAGCCAUUUGCUAAAAUCAUGUAUUUUUUUCCCAAAUUAAUGUACACACAGUACCCCAUAUUGAGAAAAAAAAAAACGAAAUUUUUGAAUUUUUUUUCAGAUUUAUGAAAAAAAGAAAAACUGAAAUAUCACACAGCCAUAAGUAUUCAGGCCCUUCCUCCUUGCAGAUCCUCUCCAGUUCUGUCAGGUUGGAUGGUGAACGUUGGUGGGCAGCCAUUUUCAGGUCUCUCCAGAGAUGCUCAAUUGGGUUUAAGUCAGGGCUCUGGCUGAGCCAUUCAAAAACAUUCACAGAGUUGUUCUGAAGCCACUCCUUCAUCAUUUUAGCUUUGUGCUUCGGGUCAUUGUCUUUUUUGAAUCAGAAUCAUCUUUAUUUGCCAAGUAUGGCAAAAACACACAAGGAAUUUGUCUCCGGUAGUUGGAGCCGCUCUAGUCCGACAACAGACAGUCAAUUGACAGAGAACACUUUUGAGACAUAAAGACAUUGACACAAAUUUUUUCCCCCUCGAGCACUUAGAGCAGUGUGAAUGACUAAUAGAAAUAGUCCGGUACAAUGAUCAUUGUGCAAAGGGCGCCGAGACUUCAAGGAGUGUAUGCGGUUUAAAGUGACGAGUAGCGCGAUAAUCUGGGACAAUGUUGAUUGUGCAAAUGUUGCAGAUACUCCUCAGCCAGCGUGCAAGUGGAGCAGAUGCUACUCUGGCAUGAGUGGCCAGUAUUGGUCAACAACAGAUAUGCAAAUAGUGCAGCGUGGCGAGACUACUACAGUGAGUGCACGAGUAAUAUAUAAUUGGCCCCACAGAAAUGUGUCAACAAACUCAAGACAAAAAAUUAAAUAAAAUAAAAAAAAAUGGCAGCAUGUUGCAAUGGAAUUGUAGGUUAGUUGUUUAAAAAGUUGAUCGCAAGAGGGAAGAAGCUGUUGGAAUGUCUGCUAGUUCUAGUUUGCAUUGAUCGGUAGCGCCUACCUGAGGGAAGGAGCCGGAAGAGCCGGUGACCGGAAUGCGGAGGGUCCGAGAGGAUUUUGCACGCUCUUGUCUUAGUUCUGGCAGCGUGCAAGUCCUCAAGGGUGAGUAGGGGGGUACCGACAAUCCUUUCAGCAGUUUUGAUUUUCCGUUGCAGUCGUAGUUUGUCCUUUUUUUGUAGCAGCACCAAACCAGACUGUGAUGGAAGAACACAGGACUGAUUCGAUGACCGCUGUGUAGAACUGCCUCAACAGCUCCCGUGGCAGGCAAGUUCUAACUUGGGCUCAUCAAACCAGAGAAUCUUAUUUCUCGCCAUCUUGGAGUCCUUCGGGUGUUUUCUUAGCAAACUCCAUGCGGGCUUUCAUGUGUCUUGCACUGAGGAGAGGCUUCCGUCGGGCCACUCUGCCAUAAAGCCCUGACUGGUGGAGGGCUGCAGUGAUGGUUGACUUUCUAGAACUUUCUCCCGACUGCAUCUCUGGAGCUCAGCCACAGUGAUCUUUGGGUUCUUCUUUACCUCUCUCACCAAGGCUCUUCUCCCCCGAUUGCUCAGUUUGACCGGAUGGCCAACUCUGGGAAGGGUUCUGGUCGUCCCAAACGUCUUCCGUUUAAGGAAUAUGGAGGCCACUGUGCUCUUCGGAACCUUAAGUGCAGCAGAAAUAUUUUUGCAACCUUGGCCAGAUCUGUGCCUUGCCACAAUUCCGUCUCUGAGCUCUUCAGGCAGUUCCUUUGACCUCAUGAUCGUCAUUUGCUCUGACAUGCACUGUGAGCUGUAAGGUCUUACAUAGACAGGUGCGAGGCUUUCCUAAUCAAGUCCAAUCAGUAUAAUCAAACACAGCUGGACUCCAAUGAAGGUGGAGAACCAUCUCAAGGAUCAUCAGAAGAAAUGGACGGCACCCGAGUUAAAUAUGAGUGUCACGGUAAAGGGUCUAAAUACUUAAUACUAAAUACUAAUACUGGUGUGUGAUAUUUCAGUUUUUCUUUUUUAAUAAAUCAGAAAAAAAUUCAACAAUUAUGUUUUUUUUUUCUGUCUAUAUGGGGUGCUGUGUGUAGAUUUAAUGAUGAAAAAAAAUAACUUAAAUGAUUUUAACAAAUGGCUGCACAAAGAGUGAAAAAUUGAAGGGGGUCUGAAAACUUUCCGUCCCCACUGUGUGACUAAGUUGUGUGUAUCAUUAUGGGAUGACAUUUUGGAAUGAAAGGCACAGAAUUGUGAUGAAAAUUGUAUAUUAUCACUCAUGAGGAAAAAUGUUAUCCUUUUAAAACGUUAAUUUGAGCAAUGUUUAUAUUUUAAGUACCACUAAACUGGGCCAAACUUUCUCUUUGUGGUAUGGCUGAUGCAAUUUGAAUAGUCCUUUAAAUUACCCAGAUCAUUUAAUCGAUGUCCAUUUUUAGUUUACAUGUUGAUUGCAUUAUGGACAGCAAAAUGAAUGUCAAAGAGUGACUGGUUUAUCAGUGCUCAUGAAGUAUAUCUCAGAGACUAUUCAAGGUAUCACGUGGUCAUUGGGAGAUGUUUCAAGAACACAAUUUACUGGUGAAAGUCUCCUUAUUCGGUUACUGAAUGGGUUAGCUAAGGUCCUAAUUUUCAAAGACAUUGUGAUGGAACACACGGAGUGACAUUUUAUGAAGAAAACAUUAGUUCAAAGCUGUGUAGCAGCCUGGGAAACAUUUCUUUGAAGGACACCUGUGGCCACUAAAACUAUAGAAACCCUCAUGUGUAAACCGGCACCGCUAUCGGUAAAAAAGAUUGGGGUUAUUGCGCCAAGGGGGAGCCGUAGUCAAAUGAGAAGCCUCAUCAACAUCAGCUAUUUAGCAAUGCAAUUUUCGAGCUAAGAUCUAAGAGCGGACUUAGAACCAGUCACAAGAAGGAGUCAUGCGGUUUCACCUAUGUGAUUUAACAGUGGCGAAAUAUCACCUUUGUCUCCUAAACAUUUACCUUGGCUGUCCCUCUUAUGAGCUCGUUUCUAACUAUCCCACCUGGUCACUCCAAACGAGAUCCUCAACAUCCUCAUCUCCACCGCCGUCCUAGCAGAAGCUCUUCUAUCACGUAACCCCCCUGACACUUUGCUCCACAAGUUCCAAACUGCUUGGGUCAUUGGGGAAAACUGUCAGCGUGCACACAAUCUCUUAGCGUGAGCAAUUAAUUUGGCACCCGUUUAUUUGGUAUCUUAGUAAAUCUGGCCCUAAUUGUUUGAAGAUGGGGGAAGUAAUAGCUUGCACAUUUUCUUCUUUGAUUGAUUAACCGUAUGCAUCGAAUUAUCUCAGGACAAAUUCCCCUCCAAUGCACAGACAGAUAAACUGACCGACUCAGCGACACACUCACUUCUGGGUCUUGUUGAUCAAUGUUUAUAUAUCUCACGUUCGCUUGCAAGCCGCAUCAGCACUUUGUAUUCCGUUUGUGUGUGUGCGCUGUAUAUUCUUAAUGUGUGCCUUUGAUACUGUGUGUGGCGCCAAGCCGUCUGUGCUUUCGUCUCCAAUGACACAUGCAGGUAAGGGUAGAUGGCCUUGCAGGAAUACGAAACGUUGCAAAUGUUCUUCGCACGUUUACUCAGGUCUUAGUGUAAUACAUCCUCAAACGGAGGAUCCUCAGGGCUUUAACUAUUUACCCAUGCACCUUAAUCAGUGAAGGUUUGUGGAGACCAUUUAAAUGACUUCAUAGUCUUGAGCGUCUUGAGACGGUGAAACCUCCUUGAAGUUCGAACCAGAAGUAUUUUGACAAAGAGUUUUUAAUGAGUCGUUGUUACUUAUUCAGAGCAUUCAUUGUUAAAAAAACAAAAUAUGAUUGAAGACUAAAUUGGGUUGAGAUCGCUUGACUGCUGUUAAAGAAUCUUCUAAUUAUAAGUUUUUUAGAAAGACACACGGACAAAAAGGGUUAAGGUUCUUAGCACUGCAUGGCACAAUUUAUGCCGGGAACCACGCGGCUUCACCAACAUGACAAUACUCAAUAUUUCCCAAUUUGUUUUUAUUUAAGUUGUUCGUUUUCCAACUUUACUUCUAAAUUUGAAGAUUUUUUUUUUUUUUUUUUUACUUUCAUGAUUGGAAAGUAAGCUUCAACCAAGCCUCUCUCUUUUUUUUUUUUUUUUUUUUUUUUUUUUUUUGAAGAGUUCAAAAUGUUUUUGUUUCAUAUAGAAAUAAGAUUUUGCAUUCUCUGUAGCAGAUCAUUAAAUGAUACAAUUCACUCCUCAAAAUACUUCUGGUCUCAACUGUAUAUGGAACAGAUGACGAAACAUGCUCACCAAAAGUUUUACGUUCUCAUCAAUUGACUAAAUUUGGAUUAUGUAUGUAGUCAAAAAUGUGUGCCGUCAAAACGACCAUAUACUCUUCAGUAUUGCUAAAAAUGUACAAAGGUGGUCAAAAGUACAGCAGAACAGAAAAUGCUGAUGUCGCACAAAUGAUUAAAUUGAGACAGAGACAUUGUAUGUAGAAUGUAUAGUAAUGAACCUUUUCACAUAUAGGAAGCCAAGCAUUUGUGUCAGAUAGCAUAAAGUCAAUUGGGAAUCCGUUAUUUCUUAAACCAAAGUUAAAAAAAAACAAAAACAAAAAAAACAAUUUACACUGGAAGCACAGACAGUAAUUGUCAUGAUUCUUCAAUGUAAUGUAUUUUUAAAAUUAAAUUAAAAAGGGUUUUGAGAUUACAGAGGUGGGAUACACUUACCAAAUGUGCUUUUUAUUUUUAUUUUUUUUAACUCUGUUAAAUAUGUCAGCAAUUUUCAUCCUCCGGAUAUUGUCUUCCUGUAUUUGUUGUAUCAUGUGCAUGCAGUAAAUGUGCUAAAGGGCUGCUGGUAUAAACUCUCUUGCCAAUAUAUUAGGUACACCUAGGUGAAACGAGAUGCAGUGUCAUGCAAAAGCACUUAACGUGUUUUUAAUGUCCUUUGUGGAAUUGCUAAGUAUUUUUGAGCGUGUGGUUUGCAUUCUUAAGGGUCGUGCGUUGUGUUAUAUCUAUCACGAUUUGCGCGAAUGCUGUUGCGUUUGUUUUAUCGGGGUGAAAUUGGCAAGUGAGUUCAUCAGUUGACCUUUAGAGACAACGCAAUACCAGCGCUGACGUUGAGCAAUGCUCUUAACCACUCGUAAGGCAAUACGCACAACAGUGAACUUGGGUCGUCUGCUGUAAAGUAAUUAUAAAGAACCUGCAUAAUGUACAAUGUAAUGUACUCUAUGAAUACACAAAUGAAAAACCAUUGCAUUUAAGUUAUGUAUCUGUCUCACCCGUAAAGGGCAAUUGUUACUUGAGUAGAGGAAAGAACAAUCGGGCUUGUGUGUGCCAAGUUCUGGUGGUAUGAUAAUGACUUUGUAAAUCCGAAUAAAGACUCUUUUGUAUUUUU
Messenger RNA from Phyllopteryx taeniolatus (common seadragon), 8627 nucleotides. RefSeq names its product interferon regulatory factor 2b (gene irf2b). Gene Ontology annotation, cellular component: nucleus. Gene Ontology annotation, molecular function: RNA polymerase II cis-regulatory region sequence-specific DNA binding; DNA-binding transcription factor activity, RNA polymerase II-specific. The record is from RefSeq and is a predicted model, not a curated record. NCBI's taxonomy places the organism in Eukaryota, Metazoa, Chordata, Actinopteri, Syngnathiformes, Syngnathidae. The transcript is spliced from 9 exons. Gene Ontology annotation, biological process: immune system process; regulation of transcription by RNA polymerase II. Bases 343 to 1329 code for a protein of 328 amino acids.